Molecule: messenger RNA, 2157 nt
Organism: Ostertagia ostertagi
Lineage: Eukaryota; Metazoa; Nematoda; Chromadorea; Rhabditida; Trichostrongylidae
Source: the annotation of a GenBank genome assembly
AUGCGGGCUGUCAGUGAGAUAAUUACGACGUAUUCACUCAAACUUCUGUCUACGUCACAUACAGGAUUCAGCUCCAGACUCAAUUUCCAGGGCACAAAGGAGGUCGCUCAGAAGCAACUAAAGGAUAUACUAGCAAUGAGCGUCGGUGGUGGUGCUCGGCCAGUCCAAGGUGGAGCGCACCAAAACGCCGCUGCUCCAAUGGGAACCGCAAUGCCAAUGGGAGGACCUCGUCCAGCUGGUCCAGGCGGUCCAAUGCCAGGCGGAGCACCUAAUGCCGCGUAUCCAGGUGGUCCAGCAGCGGCUCCUGCUGGUCCACAGCCCACCACGUUCAACAAAUUCCUUCAGGGCACAAAGGAGGUCGCUCAGAAGCAACUAAAGGAUAUACUAGCAAUGAGCGUCGGUGGUGGUGCUCGGCCAGUCCAAGGUGGAGCGCACCAAAACGCCGCUGCUCCAAUGGGAACCGCAAUGCCAAUGGGAGGACCUCGUCCAGCUGGUCCAGGCGGUCCAAUGCCAGGCGGAGCACCUAAUGCCGCGUAUCCAGGUGGUCCAGCAGCGGCUCCUGCUGGUCCACAGCCCACCACGUUCAACAAAUUCCUUCAGCCAAUCAGCGAGUGUGAUGAGUCGAUUAACGACAUAAUUGAUCAAAUCAGUGUGGAUCGCUGGCCAGUACCACAGGGUCAUAGACCGCUUCGCGCCACUGGCGCCGCGCUGGCAGUAGCAGUCACAUUGCUGGAGCAAUGCUUCCCCAACACUGGCGCUCGCAUCAUGGCAUUCGUCGGUGGAGCAUGCACCCAUGGACCUGGUGCUGUCGUUGGUGAAGAACUGAAGCUGCCAAUUCGUUCAUGGCACACCAUCAAGGAGGACAAUGCCAUUUACAUGAAGAAGGCCACCAAAUUCUAUGAUUCGCUAGCGAGUCGUGCCGUGAAAAAUGGACAUGCGAUCGAUAUCUACUCGUGCGCACUCGAUCAAACUGGUCUUCUAGAGAUGAAGAACUGCUUCAAUUCGACAGGAGGAAAUGUGGUGAUGGGAGACUCAUUCAAUUCAUCACUGUUCAAGCAGACUUAUCAAAGGGCUUUUGAUAAAGAUGCAAACGGCCAGCUGAAAAUGGGCUUCAACGCCACAAUGGAGGUGAAGACAGGCAACGGUCUACGGAUUGAAGGUGGCACGGUUCGUAACGCCUGCGUCUCCGACACGGAGAUGGGUAUAGGAGGCACAUGUCAGUGGAAAUUCUGUUCACUCACGCCGAGGACGACGUUGUGUGUUCUGUUUGAGAUAUCAGCACAGCAUGGAUCCGCAAUUGCACAAGGUGCGCGAGGAAUGGUGCAAUUUGUGACGCAGUAUCAACAUGCAGAUGGUAGGAAGAGGAUCCGUGUUACGACCACAUGUAGAUCUUGGGCAGAUAUGGCCACCCAGCAGCCGAAUAUAGCGUAUGGCUUCGAUCAGGAAGCUGGUGCAGUGGCCAUUGCUCGUCUGGCAUCAUGGAGAGCUACCAACGAGAACGACACUCCAGAAAAAGCGCUGAGUAUUGGCUUGACCGCACCGCUUAUUGAGAUUCGAGGGCAUAUCUUAUUCUCAGAAAAUGUACUUGAGAGUACGACAAUGAUCCAACCGGUGCUGUUCAGUUAUUCCUUCAGUGGACCACCCGAACCAGUUCUCCUGGACACUUCUUCCAUAUUGCCUGAUAGAAUUCUUCUUAUGGAUGACUACUUCCAUUUUCUGUCUUUCCGUUCUUAUGUUAUUCUUGUGGACUCUUUUCCAACCCAAUAUUUGAAGACGAUUGCGGCGUGGAAAAAGAUGAACUACCACGAAGAUCCGCAGUAUGCGACGUUCAAGCAGCUUCUCGAAGCACCGGUCGGAGAUGCAACAGCUAUACUUCAGGAGCGAUGGCCAAUGCCGCGAUACAUAGUGACGGAGUACGAGGGAUCUCAGGCCCGCUUCCUGUUGUCCAAGGUCAAUCCAUCUCUAACACAUAACAACCCUUACGCAUCGGAGGGCGGAGCUCCAGUUUUCACCGAUGACGUGUCGUUGCAAGUUCUUCAUGGAGCAUCUCAAGAAACUCGCUUCCUCGUCAUCAACAUAAAGAAAGCAUUGCGUUUCCAUCCAGAAAGCCUUAGAAGCUCUCCUGGCCGAAUCUUUGUAGGAUACAUGAGAGAGUAA